CUUUUAACUUGAUAACUUGAUUAAUGACGAGAUAAAAAAAAAAAACUAUUCCAAGCGGGAAAAUUUGUAGUCUACAAUUAUUACCAAAAUGACAACUGUCACAUCGUCCGCGUUUUCCUGUCGUAAGUUUUAAUGAAUCACUGAUUCAGAAUCAGUCUGUCAUCUUUCGUUAGGGUAAAAGGUUUCUGAAACGUAUGUAAAAUUUUAGUUGCGAUUUGUGUUUAUUCAUUAAUUGGAUAUAGUGUAUUAUAUAAGUUGUAAGUGAGUUUAGUGUUUUCCUUUAAGUUUUGUGAGAAAUACAUAUAAUUAAAAUGGUUUCUGGACGAGCAUUACAUUUUGUCUUCAAAGUUGCCGAUAGAACACUGACUGCUAAAUUUUACCGUGAUGUCCUGGGAAUGAAGGUUCUUCGACACGAAGAAUUUUCUGAAGGAUGUGAAGCAGCAUGUAAUGGACCAUAUGCCAACAGAUGGAGUAAGACUAUGGUGGGUUAUGGUCCAGAAGAUAACCACUUUGUAGUUGAACUCACAUAUAACUAUGGUAUUACACAUUAUGAAAUGGGAAAUGAUUUCAUUGGUAUUACAAUUCAGUCCAGUGAAAGCCUGAAGAGGGCAGCAGACACAAACUGGCCAGUAAAGGAACAAAAUGGGUUAAAGUAUCUUGAAGCACCCGGAGGUUACAAAUUCUAUAUUAUUGAUAAGCCCCAGCCAGUUGACAAGGAUCCUGUUGUCAAAGUAUCACUAGCAAGUUCAAAUUUAGCAAAGUCAAUAGCUUACUGGAAUGUUUUGCUGACAUUGAAGAUUUUUGAAAAAACAGAUAAAUCCGCUACUCUAGGUUUCAGCAAUGAUCAAUCAAAACUGGAAUUGAUUGAUAUUGGUAUCCCAGUGGACCAUGCGAAGGCAUACGGCCGUAUUGCGUUCUCCUGCCCAUUUGAGGAGCAGCCAAUCAUUGAUCAAAAGAUCCAAGAAGCCAAGGGCAAGAUUUUAACACCCUUAAUUUCCCUGGAUACCCCCGGGAAAGCCACUGUCAGGGUCAUUAUCCUGGCGGACCCUGAUGAUCACGAGAUUUGCUUCGUCGAUGAUGAGAGCUUCCGUCAGCUGUCCCAAGUUGAUCCUAACAGCGACGCCGACUUAGAUAAGUACAUUAAAUCUGAUAAAUCUAGAGCGUAGAGUUCUAGUGCUCAAAAGUACUUAGAGUACGUAGAGAGAGAGUACUUCUUACUAUAUGAAGUUAUAUUUUAUUUUUUAUUUUAUAAAUUAAUUAUUAUAACCGACACUGGUUGUCCCCAUACAAAUAGAUUAUUGUAAUUAUUUUUUUGGAUAUUAAACUAGCUAACUAUACAUUUUAUAGCAGUUAUCUAAUAAUUGUUAAUAAUGAAAUUGUAAUCAUUGGAGUUUAUAACAUGACAGCUGUCAUAAAUCGUCCACUAUGCUUGGUUGAUUUAGAAUGACCCCAUUUGGUUUUUCACUGUCUGAGAAUAAUAUCGUUUUAACUUUAUUAUUUAACACUUAAUAACAAGAAACCUAGUUAUCGCUAACAAGCACUUUUUUAAUAUAUCUUGCAAUACAUUACAUCAACAUCUUAGGAGAAUUUUGAAUUGAAAAUAUGACUUACCUAGUAUAAAUGCAGUAUUAUUUGUUUGUGUCUGAAUAUUACGUGCAAUGCACAUUAAUCAGUGAUAUUGUUAAUGCAAUAAUGUUUUACUGUAUAGAUAAAUAAGGAUUUUAAGGGUUGACACCGCAGGCGUGCAAUUCUAUUUCACCAACGUUACCUAUAAAAUUUAACUUACCGUGGUCUGUAAUGUAUUCGAAAUAUCGUGGUAAACUCGCGUUAAUUUCACUUAAAGAAAUAAUUAUUAUUUGAUGGCAAUAACGUCAACUAAGUAAUUGUGGUUUGACAGCACUUUGACAGUCUACGGAGAUGUUUCCGGGAAGAUCUGGAAGAUAUUUAUAACACCUUAUUUAUCUAUAUAUUUGUGAUGAUAUAGCAUAGCUAUUUUAAUUGGUUAUGGUGUAGUUGUUACAACUUCUUAUGCCCUUUAAUAUUAAGCAUAAUAUUAUAGUCAAUGGUGUUAAUUGUCAUGAAGCAUCUAAAUUGUUGUCGACUCAUGUCAAAUGUCAAGUAUCAAAAAUUAUUUAUAUAUAAUUGUUGCCAUUUUACAUCGAGAAGUGAACUACAUAGGUUAAACUAACAUACACAUAUUACAGUCAUUAUUAAAUAAUAAACUGUUACGAAAAACACGGAUCAAUAAAGAUCGAGUGAAAAGUUAAUCCAUUAGAUUUAAAACGCUCAUUUAUACUAAUCGAAUUUAUUUACUGUUGUAUGUGUGUAAGUUCAUUUAUGUUUAUAAAUAAUUACCCAUU
Pieris brassicae (large cabbage white) is the source of this 2360-nucleotide messenger RNA. It is a transcript of the gene Cjhbp, whose product is annotated as glyoxalase domain-containing protein 4. NCBI's taxonomy places the organism in Eukaryota, Metazoa, Arthropoda, Insecta, Lepidoptera, Pieridae. The transcript has 5 exons. The coding region runs from base 312 to 1166 and encodes 284 amino acids. The record is from RefSeq and is a predicted model, not a curated record.